Molecule: messenger RNA, 4965 nt
Organism: Phoenix dactylifera (date palm)
Lineage: Eukaryota; Viridiplantae; Streptophyta; Magnoliopsida; Arecales; Arecaceae
Product: regulatory-associated protein of TOR 1-like
Biological process (GO): cellular response to amino acid stimulus; TOR signaling; regulation of autophagy
Cellular component (GO): cytoplasm; TORC1 complex
Molecular function (GO): protein binding; protein-macromolecule adaptor activity
Source: RefSeq, a predicted model, not a curated record
AUAAAAGAGUCCCCUUUCACUCUCUCUUGAGAAAAAAAAAUAAAAAAAUCGCUCAUAUUUUAGUUCAGAAGACGGUGGGGGGUUAAUGGUUAUGUAUUUAUUUGCUUUCCUAGCUAGCUCGCUUUCUUUGCUUCCGCCAUUUCCCUCUGCCGCCAUCCUCUCCAAAUCCUAGGGUUUUCCGAGGGCUCCGGAGGUCCCCUAGAGUUCUACAGAGCUGGAUUGGAUUUCGCUCCUCCGGAGAAUCUCCAUGCGCCGCUGGCCCUGCGGCUUCGUGGAUUAGCUCGCAAGCUCCGUCGGUCGGCUCUUGGAGGCGAGGGGGAGGGGGAGGAGAGAAUUCUUGGAUUCUUCUUGGGUUAGGGUUAGGGUUAGGGUUAGGAUUUCUCUUUUGGGGCGAUGCGGGAGGAGGCGAGGCUGGGGCAGGGGUGAGGCGGGGGGACGGGUUUGUUUAGAUGGCGUUGGGAGAUCUGAUGGCCGCCCGGUUCUCUCAGUCUUCGGCGUCGUUGUCGAACCACCUGGACGAGUUCUCCGGAAAUCGGGAGGACGGGGAUGCCGCCGGCCAGAGGAGGGAUUCCGAGGCCGCCGCUGCCGGGGCGGCGACCACCAGCAUGGCGUACCUGCCGCAGAUCGUGGUGCUCUGCGACUUCAGGCACGAGGGGUUCGAGGAUUGCAUGCCUUCAGGGCCGUCGGAGAGCGGGUUGGUGUCGAAGUGGCGGCCGAAGGAUCGGUGCAGAUGAAGACGGAAUAUGUGGCACUUGUUUUAUGUUUAAAUAUUGGUGUUGAUCCACCAGAUGUAAUAAAAAUCUCCCCUUGUGCGAGAAUGGAGUGCUGGAUAGAUCCUUCUUCUAUGGCUGCUCCAAAGGCUCUUGAGACAAUUGGAAAAGCCUUGCAUGCUCAAUAUGAACGAUGGCUACCUCGGGCUCGAUACAAACGUCAACUUGAUCCUACUGUGGAGGAAGUGAAGAAGCUUUGUACUACCUGCCGCAAAUAUGCUAGGUCAGAAAGAGUCUUAUUUCACUAUAAUGGACAUGGAGUACCAAAGCCUACACCUAAUGAUGGAAUUUGGGUUUUUAAUAAGAGUUAUACACAAUAUAUUCCAUUGCCUAUCAGCGACCUUGAUUCUUGGUUGAAAACACCAUCAAUAUAUGUUUUUGAUUGCUCAGCUGCAGGGAUGAUUGUCAAUGCUUUUAUGGAGCGCAUAGAGUGGAACUCUUCUGAUGCAUCUGCUUCAUCAAAGGACUGCAUUCUGCUUGCUGCCUGUGAAGCACAUGAGACUCUUCCUCAGAGUUCUGAAUUUCCUGCUGAUGUGUUCACAUCCUGUCUAACAACACCUAUUCAAAUGGCAUUACGUUGGUUUUGUUCUCGCUCGUUACUUCGUGAUUGGCUUGAUCACUCUCUCAUAGACCAGAUUCCUGGUCGCCAAAAUGAUCGAAAAACACUUCUGGGGGAACUGAACUGGAUUUUCACUGCUGUCACUGAUACAAUAGCAUGGAAUGUAUUACCUCAUGAUAUUUUCCAGCGGCUAUUUAGGCAAGACCUGCUAGUUGCUAGUCUCUUUCGGAAUUUCUUACUUGCUGAGCGAAUAAUGCGAGCUGCAAAUUGCUCUCCAAAUUCAUAUCCAUUGUUACCAUCGACUCAUCAGCAUCAUAUGUGGGAUGCAUGGGAUAUGGCGGCCGAGAUUUGUCUCUCUAAACUUCCACAAUUAAUUGCUAAUCCAAAUGCAGAGUUUCAGCCUAGCCCAUUUUUCACAGAACAAUUGACAGCUUUUGAAGUGUGGCUCGACCAUGGCUCUGAACACAAGAAGCCGCCUGAGCAGUUGCCUAUAGUUCUUCAGGUUUUGCUUAGCCAGUCUCAUCGAUUUCGUGCGCUGGUGCUUCUAGGAAGAUUCCUUGAUAUGGGACCUUGGGCUGUGGAUCUGGCCUUAUCUGUCGGGAUCUUUCCUUAUGUGCUCAAACUAUUACAAACAAAUGCAAUGGAAUUGCGCCAAAUUCUUGUUUUUAUAUGGACCAAGAUACUUUCUCUUGAUAAGUCUUGUCAGGUUGAUCUGGUGAAAGAUGGGGGCCAUGCAUAUUUCAUCAAAUUUCUUGACAGUAUGGAUGCUUACCCAGAACAGCGUGCCAUGGCUGCUUUUGUUUUAGCAGUUAUUGUGGAUGGACACAGGCGGGGACAGGAAGCAUGCAUUCAUGUAAACUUAAUACAUGUUUGCUUGAGACAUGUCCAACUAGCAAGUGCACCUGAUGCACAGACUGAGCCUUUACUUCUUCAGUGGCUUUGUCUCUGCUUGGGAAAACUCUGGGAAGAUUUUCCACAAGCACAGGUAGUAGGUCUUCAAGCAGAUGCACCUGCAAUGAUUGUACCUUUGUUGUCGGAGCCUCAACCUGAGGUUAGAGCUGCGGCUGUCUUUGCACUGGGCACUCUUCUUGAUGUUGGAUCUGUUCCAUGUGGAGAUGGUCAUGGAACUGAUGAGGAUUGUGAAGAAGAUGAAAAAAUCAAGGCUGAGCUAAAUAUUGUCAAAAACCUUCUACAAGUUGUUGGAGAUGGAAGCCCACUUGUCAGGGCGGAGGUUGCUGUAGCCCUUGCCUGCUUUGCCUUCAGCCACAACAAGCACCUGAAGUCAAUUGCUGCUGAAUACUGGAAGCCUCAAUCUAAUUAUCUAUUGAGCUCAUUGCCAUCUUUGGCUAAUAUUAAUUGUUCAAGUACUGGAUAUGCAAACCCAAACCAGUAUAUGCACUCAGGAAGUGCCCUUUCCUCCCAUAUUGGCCCGGUUCUGAGAUUUGGCAGUGACAGCAUAGCUACUGCUCGAGAUGGAAGGAUAUCCACAAGUAGCCCACUUGCAUCUGAAGGGAUAAUGCAUGGUUCUCCACAAUCAGACGAUUCUUCUCAGCAUUUCGAUUCUGGCAUACUUAUAAAAGAAAAUGCUACUAAUGGGGUCAUCAACUGUCCUAGGUCAAGGCCUCUUGAAAGUGCAAUGUAUUCACAGCUUAUUUUAGCUAUGUCUGCUAUGGCUAAAGAUCCAUCUCCUCAAAUUGCAAACCUUGGUCGAAGAACACUCUCUAUUAUUGGUAUUGAGCAAGUGGUUACAAGGACAUCAAGGUUUAGUGGAGGUAUAUACCAAGUUGAUUCGUCUGCGCCAUCUGCAUCUCCUAAUCUUGCUGGAUUGGCACGAUCAUCUUCAUGGUUUGACAUGAAUGCUGGCCAUUUGCCCAAGACAUUUAGAACACCUCCGGUUAGCCCCCCGCAGAACAAUUUCCUCACAGGUUUGCGACGUGUGUGCUCUCUAGAGUUCAGGCCUCACCAAUUAAAUUCUCUAGAAACUGGACUAGCUGAUCCAAUUUUAGGUUCUGCUGGAUCUUCUGGAGGUUCUGAACGCAGCUUACUUCCACAGUCAACUAUUUACAACUGGAGCUGUGGUCAUUUUUCAAGGCCACUUCUUACUGCUGCUGAUGACAAUGAGGAAAUGAUGGCUAGAAGUGAGGAAAGGGAAAGAAUUGCCCUGAAUCACAUAGCCAAGUGUCAGCAUUCUUCUAUGAGCAAAUUUUAUAAUCCAAUUGUUAGUUUGGAUGCAAAGUUUGCAACGGGUACAAAGGCCACAUUGCUGCUACCCUUUUCUCCUAUUGUAGUUGCUGCAGAUGAGAAUGAAUGUAUCAGGGUAUGGAACUACGAGGAAGGUACAACUUUGAACAGCUUCGAGAAUCAUGAUUUAUUCGACAGAGGAAUUUCUAGGCUCUGCCUUGUGAACGAACUUGAUGACAGCUUGCUCCUUGUUGCUUCAAGUGAUGGAAAUGUCCGUGUAUGGAAAGAUUAUACCCUAAAGGGCAAACAGAAACUUGUAACAGCAUUUUCUUCAGUUCAAGGCCAUAGACCUGGUGUUCGCAGUAUGAAUGCAGUUGUGGACUGGCAACAGCAGUCUGGCUACCUGUAUGCUUCUGGUGAAGCAUCAUCUAUUGUGCUUUGGGAUCUGGACAAAGAGCAACUUGUUAGCUGCAUUCCAUCAUCAUCAGACAGCAGCAUAUCGGCACUGUCUGCUUCUCAAGUUCAUGGGGGUCUGUUUGCAGCUGGUUUUGUGAACGGUUCUAUCAGGAUAUUUGAUAUUCGUACUCCUGAGAUGCCCAUUUAUACAGCAAGGCCACAUACUCAAGGAGUGGAAAGAGUUGUUGAGAUUGGCUUUCAGCCUGGUCUUGACCCAGACAAGAUUGUCAGUGCAUCUCAAGCAGGAGACAUUCAGUUUCUGGAUAUAAGAAAUCAGACUGAUGAGGCAUAUGUCACCAUUGACGCCCACCGGGGCUCUCUUACCGCCUUGGCCAUUCAUCGCCAUGCCCCAGUUAUCGCAAGUGGCUCGGCCAAGCCGAUUGUGAAAGUUUUCAGCCUAGAAGGGGAGCAGCUGAGCAUUAUCAGAUAUUCCUCGACUUUCAUGGCUCAGAGAACAAGGUCUGUUAGCUGCCUGACUUUUCAUCCCUACAGAGUACUCCUUGCAGCUGGUGCUGCUGAUGCCUGCGUAUCCAUCCAUGCAGAUGACAGCUACCAAGCAAGAUGACUUGCCAUCAGCGAGUUCCAUCAAGGGUGAGAAACAAAAAAAUGUCCACAUCUUACCCAAGGUCAAAUUCAAACUAGCAGGCUGCUCUCUCAUUGCAGCUAUGGGCAUUGCUACCUGUUGGGUGUAUACACCUCCGGCCUGCAUGUGAAACUUGUAUGUUACAAUAUUCAUUAGCCUCCCUGCAGAAGGUCUCAGCUAAUCACAUCUCGACUUGCCCUUGGAGGCUCUCAAAAAUAAUCUUGAUACCUAGGUAAAAGAUGUAAAUAUUUUCCUUAAUUUCAAUUUUCCCCCCUUCCGCCCGCUUGUUCAAUUUGUAAAAGUACCAGAUUCGUAUUAUAAAUUAAAUAUAUGGCUGGGCUCUUAUCAGGCAAGGGGUGUUGGUGUUAUGUUUCAAAAUCCUUGUCUUCCUAUUGCCCUAUCUCUCUGAUCUCUAA